Messenger RNA from Chilo suppressalis (striped riceborer), 1865 nucleotides. The record is from the annotation of a GenBank genome assembly. Lineage: Eukaryota; Metazoa; Arthropoda; Insecta; Lepidoptera; Crambidae.
CAGCUCCGUAAUCGUAUCGCCAGCGUUAAAUUUUGUAAGGAAGGAGCCAGUUUGUACUUACGUCUGAUAGGGGCGCUGCUUAGUUUUCAUAGAAAUUUAACGAUGCCAUACGAUAACGGAGCUGUCAAAUUUUAAAAUUCGUGCUUGGGCCUCGGUGUAGCUGCAGGCUGAGUGAGUGAAGCAACCACCAUCUAUGACUGUGAGUCUUGUGUUGUGCUGUCCUGUGGUUCCGUUCCAGUUAGAAAAUAAACAUUGUGGGGUUUGGGCAGUGCGGUGGGUCAAAUGUUGAUUUAUAUAAUAAUAUGUUGAUAUUUAAGUGUGGUCUUGUUAUUUUAUCUUCAACAUUUAUAGUGUCUCUUUGCUUUCAAGUUGCACAAGAGACAAAUUCCUUAGAUACUGGCCUUGCUUUUUUGUACUUGGCCAGCGGAGUAAUAGCUGGCAAAAUCAUCUAUGACAGAUACCAGCACAUUCAUGUUUUAGGCUCACUAACACCGAAUCCGAAUGUGACUUCUUUUGCGAAUAAGAUUGCUUCAUUCUCGGCAUCAUUUUUGUCAGCGGGCUUCCUGAUUUAUUUCUUUUUGUUUCUAUUUAAGGUGGGUAAUAACAGUCUAAUAGCAUUGAACAUUUUCAUAUGCGGUUUUGCGACCUUAUACAUUUGGAUGCAAUGCAUUAUAACGACAUACAUAGCCACUUUAUAUUAUGACAAAUACCUAUCAAUAUUAAGGCAAUGCCUUGCCAAUUUGAGCUUCCUUCUUUUGAUCGUGAUGGCGGUAUUCGGUACCAUCACAUCAUUUCUACCAAGAGACGGCACCAGCGGUGUAUACCUGUGUCUUCUCAUCACUUCCAUGUGUAGUUAUAUGCUGGCCGCUAUAUUCUGCGUGUUCAUAUUGUCCUACGAGAAGGAAUAUGUUUAUUUUUCUGAGGGACUGCGAUCAGACAUGCUUCUUGACGAUGAUUGUUCAUUAGACGAUGAAUCAUUGGCAGACGUCGACAGUCUUUAUGGGACCCAAGAGUUUACCACCAAUCCGAUCGUAAUAAAGAGUAACAUCACAUCAGGAAAGGUUUCCUGACCCGGGGCCGUGCCCCCACCGGGCACGCCACAAAAGCAUGCUGCCAACAAAACCACUCCCAACUCACCUUUCUACGGUAGUUUUGGCAGUACAAAUUUAAAAAUAGCGAACAAUGUCGAAUCAAAAAUGGAACAAGAAGUGGAUAACGACAGUGGUAUGUCCUCAGAAGAGAACGAUGACUCUCUUAAACUAAUUCUAAGUGCAUCUAAACACGUAAGUAAUCUAAGUUCAAAUUUAAACGCUAAACUUGAAGUAAUAAAGUGCCUAUCUAGUGAUCCUCUCCGUGCUGAGCACUGGAAUGAGAUUCCUUGUUGUUCAAACAAUGUUACUAAUGUAAGUGUUAUUCACGAGGUUGUCAAUAAGGCCGGGCUUAACCUGGAUAAUGAUAGAGGUGAUAACAAAGUUUCAGACUUUAUUGUGAUAGAUCUGACAUGUGAUGUCAAUAAUGUUUGUGAGGGUAAAAUUGAAGAGACAGCGGGUAUAAAUAAUAAGGUCGAAAAUAAUCUUCCCAGUAUACAUAAUAACGUAGGUACUAGCCAAAGUUUAGUUCCUGUGAACAACGAAAUUGUGAGCUCCGAGAGCCAGAAAUUAGUUAGUUUAUCACUGUCGAUACUCCUCGCUGCGUUGUUGCAGGCGAUGAGAUGUUUCGCACAGUUCUUAGAGGACAUUGUAGUUCCGCAACGGUAUUAAAUAUUGUGUUCCUUUAUAUUUUUUGGUGCAGUAUUCACCUACUUACUUUAAGAAUUGUCUAUUACAAAAAUGUCAAUAAUAUAUUUCAAUAUCAUAUUGUAAGAA